Molecule: messenger RNA, 593 nt
Organism: Saitoella complicata NRRL Y-17804
Lineage: Eukaryota; Fungi; Ascomycota; Saitoellomycetes; Saitoellales; Saitoellaceae
Exons: 2
Coding region: 222-527 (101 amino acids)
Source: RefSeq, a predicted model, not a curated record
GUUGAAGCCGUCGUAGCCGAGGAGCCGUCGCAGCUGGGUGGGUUCUUACCCUAAGGGAAAGUUCUCUUAUACGAAGAUCCUUUCUUCUCGACUGAUCGCCAUGUACAUCUGCUGGACACAAACUUUCGCGAGCAAACCCUUUGACGUCAUAUCCACUCACGCAAUAUAACACCUAAACGUCUUCAGCUGAACUUCCCUAACACCAUCCGCUAUAUAUCGCUAUGCUAAACAUCCGCUUGGCCAGAUCGACUUUGAUCUCUACCUCCAACAGACUGGCCAUGGGCGGUCUCCGCUUCGUAGGCACCGGCUCCCAGAUGUCGGACAACGAUCCUGCCAAACUCCAACGCGCGAAAGAGCGCCACCUCAAAGGCGAAGACAAGGACAAGCCCAUGGACGACGCUCCCGGGUGGAACGAGACCUUGGCGAGUACGAGUGAGGCGCACGUCAAGGCUGAUAAGGAGGAGGGGACUAUGGAGGAGUUCCAGAAGAAGACGGUGCAGCAUGUUUCGAAGAAGCACCAUGAGUAGGAUCUGACGAGGAAGGCGGAGGACCAGAGAGAGGAAGAGAAUGCGUGUAAGAGUACCGAGGGCUGU